GAUAAAAUGGAAACAGAGAAUGGAACAGUGCUGAGUGAAUUCAUCCUCACGGGAAUCACAGACCGCCCCGAGCUGCAGGCUCCACUGUUUGGGCUCUUCCUCGUCAUCUACGUGACCUCAGUGGUGGGCAACUUGGGCAUGGUCAUCCUCACCAAGGUGGACCCCAGGCUGCAGACACCCAUGUACUUCUUUCUCAGGCACCUGGCUCUUACUGAUCUGGGUUAUUCCACAGCUGUAGGACCCAAAAUGUUGAUGAAUUUCGUUGUGGAUCAAAACACAAUCUCUUAUUAUAUGUGUGCCACGCAGCUGGCUCUCUUCAUUGUGUUCAUCAUUAGUGAACUUUUUAUUCUGGCCGCAAUGUCCUAUGACCGCUACGUGGCCAUCUGUCACCCCCUGCUCUACACGGUCAUCAUGUCACAAAGGGUGUGCCGGGUUCUGGUGGCAAUCCCCUACCUCUAUAGCACAUUCAUUUCUCUUCUAGUCACUGUAAACAUUUUUAAUUCAUCCUUCUGCGGCUGUAAUGUCAUCAGUCAUUUCUACUGUGACAGUCUCCCCAUAUUAUCCCUGCUCUGUUCAAACACACAUGAAAUUGAAUUAAUCAUCCUGGUCUUAUCAGGAUUUAAUUUGAUUUUCUCUCUUCUAAUAGUUCUUGUGUCUUACCUGCUCAUCCUUGCAGCUAUUCUCAGGAUGAGCUCUGCUGAAGGCAGGCACAAGGCUUUUUCUACCUGUGGAUCCCACCUGACAGUGGUCACCGUGUUCUACGGGACUUUGAUAUUUAUGUAUGUGCAACCAGAGUCCAGUCAUUCCUUUGACACUGAUAAAGUUGCUUCCAUAUUUUACACCCUUGUUAUUCCCAUGUUAAAUCCCUUGAUCUAUAGUUUAAGAAACAAAGAUGUAAAAUAUGCACUACAAAGGACAUGGAAAAAACUUUGCAAUAUCUUUCCUUAA
This is a messenger RNA of Cervus elaphus (red deer), 948 nucleotides long. Its product is annotated as olfactory receptor 8K3-like. Gene Ontology annotation, cellular component: membrane. Gene Ontology annotation, molecular function: odorant binding; olfactory receptor activity; G protein-coupled receptor activity. The record is from RefSeq and is a predicted model, not a curated record. Bases 7 to 948 code for a protein of 313 amino acids. Gene Ontology annotation, biological process: G protein-coupled receptor signaling pathway; sensory perception of smell. The transcript has a single exon. NCBI's taxonomy places the organism in Eukaryota, Metazoa, Chordata, Mammalia, Artiodactyla, Cervidae.